Molecule: messenger RNA, 1414 nt
Organism: Cannabis sativa
Lineage: Eukaryota; Viridiplantae; Streptophyta; Magnoliopsida; Rosales; Cannabaceae
Exons: 1
Coding region: 593-1087 (164 amino acids)
Biological process (GO): ubiquitin-dependent protein catabolic process
Cellular component (GO): endoplasmic reticulum
Molecular function (GO): ubiquitin protein ligase activity; ubiquitin-like protein conjugating enzyme binding
Source: RefSeq, a predicted model, not a curated record
UGGGAAAGAAGAAAUCCCAAUUGAUGUCGCUAGAUUUUAUUGCAAGAAGAGAUCCAAAUCGAUAUCGCCCGAAAAUUGCAGCAAAUCCAAUUCUCACACAUCAACGAUUAAGAUUAGAGGAAGAGGGUUCUGAUCCAAUGUGAUUUCAUAUUUCAGACAUUCGUGAAAGAAUUGAGGCCAAGAAGAAUGUGGUUCGUUUCCCUUUUCCCUCUCUUAAUCUCUUUUCUCUCUUUUAAUUUCUAAUAUUUCUUUUUAUCUAAUUUAAUUUCUGAAUUUGAGAAAAUUCAUACAUACACAUCUUUGGGUCCAUAUUUUCUCUCCAUAAUUUCCUUCUUCCAUCUUCAUAUUCAAUUUUCAUACUCCGUAGUUUUGUUCAACUGGUACGUGGCUACUCUGCUUUCCUUCUUCUUCUUCUUCUUUUUUUAAUUAAUUGUUAAUUGCUUUGAUUUGUUUUUGUAUUUUAAUUUAUUGGUUAUGAUCUUAUGUAUUUGAAUUUGAAGCAGUUUUUGUUUCCUCUGCCUGAUAUAAUUGAUUUCUUGAUAUUCGCAUUGAAUUGCGUCUUCCUUUUAAGUUGAUAUACGUAUAUAUAUAUAUGUAUAUUUUUGAAUUAGCUCAAGACCCUAUCGUUACUCUUUGUGGCUACCUCUUUUGUUGGCCUUGUUUAUACAAAUGGCUUCAUCACCACUCACAAUCACAUGAAUUUCCUGUUUGUAAGGCUCUUAUUCAAGAGGAGAAGUUGGCCCCCCUAUAUGGCCGCGACAAAACUCAGUCUGACCCAAGAUCGAAAUCUUAUUCGGGUAUCGAUAUUCCUCAUCGCCCCGCCGGCGAGAGACCUCCAACAACUCCUCCGUCAGAUGCAAAUCAGUUUACAAAUAAUGGGUUUGGAUUUAUGGGAGGGUUUGUCCCCAUGGCAACUGCAAGAAUGGGAAACUUCACUUUGGCUACUGCCUUUGGUGGAUCAAUACCAUCAUUGUUUAACAUGCACUUUCAUGGUUUCCCUGAUGCUACUGUUUAUGGCAUAACUUCUGGUUUUCCUUAUGGAUUCCAUUCCUUUCAUGGUGGUCAUGCUCAUCAUGGCUUUCCCUAGCCAGCUAAUCGGGGUUCGAAUGCUGAUAAUGCCUUGAAGAACCUUCUUAUGGUGGUUGGAGUAUUUGUGAUCCUAGCACUGAUUUGUUAGUGAUGGUGAAGAAGGCCACAUUCUGCUUUGUAGAGAACUCAAAAAUAGACUCAAAAUCCAUGGCAAUCUGGUACUUACAAUUCCCCAAUUUUCUAUAUGUAAAUACAUUAGCUUUGUGGUUAAUCUUCUAUGCCUCCCAAUCUUUUCCAAUGUUGAUUUUUUUUGUUGCCAAUUGUGUUAUGAGUAUAUGCAAGAAACCUAAUGUUUUCCUAAUAUAUGUUUUUCAAAAUUUCACCC